Molecule: messenger RNA, 3310 nt
Organism: Exaiptasia diaphana
Lineage: Eukaryota; Metazoa; Cnidaria; Anthozoa; Actiniaria; Aiptasiidae
Product: EF-hand calcium-binding domain-containing protein 6
Exons: 18
Coding region: 124-2829 (901 amino acids)
Molecular function (GO): calcium ion binding
Source: RefSeq, a predicted model, not a curated record
AUACAAAGGAUUGACMACGGGAAACAGUGUAGUAUUUCAGACCGAACUUGAUCAACCAUUUUGAACUUAAAGUUAGAAAUAUUGGACCAAAAGUCAGUACAGAAAUAAAGACAACGUACUGAAAUGGCCACUGCUAACAUGCCAGCCAUUCAGCAYCCAAUGUCCCRUGUAGAGGAUCCAAUGAAUAUGAACAUUCGAGGUGUUUCGCGGGACGGAUCAAGAGCAGCUUCUCGACAAAGCCUCAACUUUGCUGCUGACCUUGAYGGACGSGGUAAAGUGAACGCGUUCAGGCCUCUAACAGCAGACCAAGUACCUUGGAGGCUAACAAAAUCUUCACAUGGCUAUGGCGGAAAUGAUAAAGGUUCCAAGGAGCGUGGAGUUUCUCUUGGAAACAUMCCCGAAGGUGUUGAAGUCAGACGGUCCGAUGACCCAAACAAACCAACAAUUCCUAUCUUUGGAAGUAGAGCAGACAUGGCGAGUCGAGCUGAGAGYCGGUUAUCAAGACUCAAUAGCGCUGCAUCAUCWCAUGGGCCUGAAAAAGCUACAGUUGACGAGCUUGAGAUGAUCCUGCGCGAGAAGAUGAWGACAGGAUACUUCCUGAUAAAAAAUUCAUUUAAACAAUUUGACCCAGAGGGAAAAGGCAUCGUCAGCAGAGAAUCAUUGUCACAGAUAAUCACUAACUUCAUUGGCAAGUCGGUCAGUCUAAGUCAGUUCAAUAAAUUGAUGGUCAGACUUCGGCUGGAUCAAAAGAAAAUGAUUGCAUAUGAUGAAUUUUACGCUUCAUUCCGACCACCAAAGAAGGCAGACCAAGGCCCAGCAUGGCUUGAACUGGAAAAACCAAACCUUAAAACCAUGUCAGCUGCACAAGUUCAUGCACAUCUCAAGGAGAAAGCAAAACAAAGGUUUCUAGACGUAGCUGAUUUAAUCCCGCAAAUGAAUCCGGGGGGCUCGGGAAGAAUUCUUCGUCCCGAACUUCGRAAUGUCCUAAACCAAUUGGGGUUCUACAUGGACGAAGACGAAUUCGAAAAACUUUGGCUGAAAUACGAUACGGAAAACGUCGGCACCAUCAAGGCAGAAAAACUUCUCGGAAAGCUUGGAAUUUCCAUGACACCUGGGGAAACCCGCGACGAACCGAGGUCCCCCCGUAAGCUGGAGGUUGAACGACGACAGCAGCUUGACGUGGAGAGAUGGCUGAAGAGGAAAUUCCGGGAGGGGUGUUCGGACAUGAAGCACGCUUUCUUGGAAGUGGAUGUAGAYCGCAYCGGCCGCGCAAGUAAAGACAAUUUUAGACGCGUUUUGAGCGAGUUUGGUUUAAAGUUGAGCUCUAACAAACAGCUGGAAGAUUUUCUAGCAAGAUGCAGUGUUUCACUAACGGAUGGUCAAGUUCCUUAUAAGGAGUUCUUACGUCGUUUUCAAGACAGAAGUGAAGGAGGCAUGGCACACAAGAUACUAGCAAAUCCCUUACAUAGAUAUCACCAUAGUGACCAAGGUAGUACAUUCUCAACAACCUCAGCAGUGGAAGCAAAAAUAAUGGAUCAUUUCCAAAAGGACUUUUUAGCACURCUCGGAACGUUUCAUAAUAUAGAUCGCAAAGAUGAAGGGCUGCUCACUCAACAGCAGUUCCGCGCUGCCAUAGAGGGCCGCUUUGAACUGGGAAUGAGUGACGRAGAAUAUGAGAAUUUUCUCAAGAAAGUACCGAUCAACAACGAAGGGAUGGUGAAAUACGUGGAAUUUAUGUCUAAAUUUGAUACUAUAGAUACCAAAAGUCUCUUYGAUCGAUCCAGCGUCAYCGAAACGAAUAUCYUAAAMAAUAUUGACGUAAGUCCACCAGCAUCACCAAGGAAACGCAACAGACCAGUAUAYACCGUGGACUCAUAUGACAGUAAAGAUGGACGUAGUGUUGAAGAUAUGAAAAAACUUAUCAAGAAAUUGUUAACCAAUAACUAUCAAGCAUUUGAAGAGGCGUUUUACGAGUUGGAUGAAUUCAAUAGUAAACGACUUACGCAGGAUAUGAUGAUCAAACUACUAAAAAGAUUUGGAGUGGACUUGAACCGUAAUGAAAUGAARCGUCUUUGGGAUACGUUUAUCAGAGAUCAAAGAGGCCAUCUUGAAUAUUUACAAUUCGUUCGCCAUUUUGGUUACUCACUCGAUUCUGCUGCUUUCCCSAAUGCAAAAGUCUCGCCACCAAAACGAGGCGAUAACGAUUUYAUGAUGAGAUCAAAUAAAUUGAAUAGCGCUGUCGACAUGUUGUUUGAACAACUCAAAUCUAAAGUUGACUUUUACUGGGAGAAACUCCGAGAAGAAUUCACGUCUAUUGAUACAAAGGGCAAAGGCCAUGUCACAAGAGAGGAAUUUAAGGACGUKAUUCAAGAUUUGUGUAUCGAAAUGACUGAUUACGAGUGCAGUCUUGUUUGUGAUAAAUUUGACCCAAAUAAGGAAAAUAAGGUUAACUACUUUAAAUUCUUGGAACCAUUUGCUCGAAGACGACGAACUUACAGACAAGGAAACAACAUGGUAGCAUGUCUCAAUCAUCCUCAAGCUGAAUUGCCAAUGGAUGACAUUGUCCCAAAUCCCAACAAAGGGCUGUCCGGCGUGACAUCAAAACUAAGACAAAAGUUGUCUGGCGAAUGGAAAAAUCUCCGAAGGGCAUUYCGCAAGCUUGACAUCCAUAACGACGGAUACCUAACAAUCCCAGAAUUCCGCUCAGUCCUAAGACUUUGUAACGCAGUACUUGACGAAGAUGAGAUUUAUCAUCUGCUGUCUGAGCUGGACAGCGGUCUGGAGGGGAAAGUCUCGUACCGAGACUUCUUGGCGAAAGUCUCGGCCUAGCAAAGUAUUUYAGAUUUAUUUUCGGCUGCUGUCGAGUCGGAGAGUGAUUUCUGAAGAGAAAACCUUGUUCAGGACMUUUUACCGAGCGGCUAUAAAUCCAUUAAUAUAAUAUACUCACAAAAGAUGUAUUGUCCGCUCUCAUAACUGGACAGCGGUUUCUCAGCGAGCGACUUUGUGAAUAAUGUUCCUGUCAAGUAAUGCAUUGUGCGCAAUUUUUUUAGACUAAGGCAAUGUCGAUUUUUUCUUUUUAAAUUUUGUCUGCAAUCAAAAGAAGACAGCGGUUUUUUUCAAGUAUAGCUUUUUGAAUAAUAACCCUGUCCAAUAAUGCAUUGCGCGCAAGUUCUUUAUUCAGAAUAUGGAAAUGUGUAUUAGUAUAUUACAUUCAUAAAAGUGUUAUCAAAUCUAAUUUAUAAGAAGUUACUCAAGUGAUGUAGAGUUUCCAUUUACUAAAAAGAAAAUAAAAGUCAAUAAACUGUGAAUA